Molecule: messenger RNA, 606 nt
Organism: Rotaria sp. Silwood1
Lineage: Eukaryota; Metazoa; Rotifera; Eurotatoria; Philodinida; Philodinidae
Source: the annotation of a GenBank genome assembly
AUGACCAAAUCAUUUACAAUACGUACAUAUUUGGUUUUUGCUUAUUUCAACUCAUUUCUUUUGUUAUUGGCUAUUUUACCUAUUGGCAUUCAUAUUGGUCGUUCAGAAGAAAAACAUAAGAUCAAUGUUCAAUUCGAUGCAUUUAAUUCAAAUAAAUCUUCAAUAUAUGAAUAUAUUAAUGUGAAAUGUCCUGAAGUAAUGAUUCACUAUCCGAUAUUCGAACAAUUUCCAAAAAUUAAAUUAUGUGCAAACUAUGAUUAUUCUAUAGAAUUUGGAAAAUGUGUUGCUAUAUUAUCGGCAUUAUAUGAUAUGUUAUUACCAUUUGUACUUUACGAUCUUCCAAUAGCUCCGUUCGUAAUAAUAUGUAUCAUGUCAAUUAUAAUCUUUUCUAUAAAUUUUACAAGUGAUAUCUUAAUAAUUAUGAUAUUAGAAUUUAGUCUCAUAUUAGCUGGCUAUAUGAUCAUAUCUAUUCGAUGUAACAUACCAAAACUUGAUGAAAAUAUUGUAAAUUGUUGGUUAAAAGUGAAACGAUUGUAUGUCACUGAUACUAACGAAUCUAUUAAUGAUAAAUUUCAUAUUGUACAUGACAUAUAUAGUGAUUGUUGA